AUGGUCACCUAUAUACUGCUGGUCACUGCUGACCAAUCAUCAGAUUAUCAGAAAUUUUGUGAGAUUGCAAAUAGCAUCCUCGAAUGUGAUGCUGCUGCUGAGCUGCUACAGCACAAUUCCCGGGUACCAUUUCUCUUCACUACUUUCUAUAAUUUGGAUAAUCCCGGUAAAACCAAUACUGUGAAAUAUUCGUCUUGGUGUUCUUGA
Messenger RNA from Gongylonema pulchrum, 207 nucleotides. Lineage: Eukaryota; Metazoa; Nematoda; Chromadorea; Rhabditida; Gongylonematidae. The record is from the annotation of a GenBank genome assembly.